Messenger RNA from Prorocentrum cordatum, 6162 nucleotides. Lineage: Eukaryota; Dinophyceae; Prorocentrales; Prorocentraceae. The record is from the annotation of a GenBank genome assembly.
AUGCUCAGCACCGCGCAGUAUGGCGCGUCGGAGAUCGUCGCCUUCGGACUGGAGCGCGAGCUGGAGUACAGGGGACACAUCACGCCAGCGGACCACCUGGUGCCCCUGCCGCGCCGGACCUUCGCGUCGGCGGACGCCAGGCAGAUCAGGGUGUGGGGCCCCGACGGCGACAUCACAAGGUACACGUUCCCGUCCGCCCGCCGGUCGAUGGUGACCGCCAUGGCGUAUUGCCCCGCCCACCAGGCUGUCCUCACCACCGAGCUCGACCUGACGGUGAAGGUGUAUGGCACGGAGAGGAUGGACCUCCUCGAGAAUUUCUCCCUGGAGCAGCUCCGGAAGCAGAGCGAGCGCAGGUCCGCUGCGGCCAGCGCGGGCAGCGCGAAGGUCGCCGCGCUGUGCUACCUGGAGAAGCACGGCUGGGUGCUCGUGGGCGGGGAGGGCGGCUGCGAGCUCUGGCGCCUGUACAAGUCGGUCGCCCGACGCGACACUGGCUCAACCGCCUUCCGCCUCGCGCUCGAUCUGGUGCGGGUCGUGACCAAGGAGCCCAUAUCCCGCGCCGUGGAGGCCCACACGCGGAUCCUGAUGUGGGGUCCGCGUUCGCUCCUCGUGUUCGACUCCGAGCUGGAGCCCAUAGUGAGCAUCGCCGAUCCGCACGCCGCCCACGUCUCCACCGCGUGCCUCAACCUGGUUUCCAGCUUGGACACGGAGCUUCUGAGCGGCGCCGAGGACGGGACCGUCAGGUCUUGGUCGGUGCACAUGAAGCCGAAGCUCCUCAAUGCCGCGGAUAGUGGCCAGGGAGAGGCCCGGGCGUCUGUCGAGUCCCGCCUGCAGCAUGAGUUCCACGCACACGCGCGACCGGUCGAGAUGGUAUCCUGGUACGACCGGCCCCAGAGAGGCCUGCGCCAGCGGCUCUUCGUCUCCUACGCGCGGGAUGGCAAGGUGAAGGUGUGGAGCCUCGAGGCCUUCGCGCUGGUCUACGCGCUGGACCUCAGCAUGCUCGACGCGACGGCCACGCUCUUCCCGGUCUCGCCGCACCACUUCGCCAUCAGCUCCGCGCAGGAAACCCCGGACGGCCUGGGGCAGUCCGCCAUUCUGACGCUGCUGCGCUUCAACGCCCACGUCGCGGCGCCCUUCGCCACGUCCAACCAGAGCCCCGUGGUCCUGCUGGCGCAGCCGCCGCUGUCUCCAGGAUUUCUCCGCCACGGCCGGCACUACUCGCCGGUGGCGCAGGGCGAAGGCGAUGCCGCGGUGCUCGUCUCCGAGGACACGGCCGUGCGCGUCGUGGGCAUGCAGGAGCCCAGCGCGGUGACGCCGGCGAGCCCCGCCGCGGGCAGCGGCGUCUUCGCCGGCGGCACCCAGUUCGCCAGGGCUACCUCUGUGGAGGGCGGUGGCCAGGGCUCCCCCAGCCCAAGCCACAGGGUCGCGCACCUCAUCUCGACUCUUCCCCCGCCGCCGAACUCGAAGGUGCACGUGCUCGGGGCGUUCCUGGUCCCCGUCUGGCAGCUGCUCGUGCUGUGGCUCAGCACCAAGGAGGUCGCCGUCUUCUUCGUCCCCGCGAUGUCGACGAGGCCGUCGAAGGCCAGGCAGUACGACAGCCCCACCGCCGGCCUCUUCGGGGGCAAGGAGGCCUCCAGUGACGCGUCCGCCCGCGUGAAGAGCGCCACCACCCCGCUGCUCCUGCGGAGGUUCGGCUCGCACGAGGUCCAGGCCAGGCUCCCAGACAAAGGCUUGCCCAGGGAGGCGUUCAGCAGUGUGGCGCUGCACCACGGGCCGCCGCCGGAGGAGUUCGACGGCGUCCUCGUCGCAGGCCUCACCGGCAAGAGGUCGCCGCCGCCUCGGAAGGACCCAGACGAGGUCGAGCCGGACUGGUUCCUGAUGGUCGGCACGGAUCUGGGGACGCUUCAGGCGUUCCGGCUCAGGGACAUGCUGGCGGCACUGCCCAUCUGGGAGCGCCUCGCAUCGCAGCUGCCGGCGGGGGCCUGGGGCUCCCCCGAGCUCGGCCGAGACGGUGCGGCGCGAGCUCAGCACUCUCCGGUGGAUGAGUGCGUCAACUUGGAGACGCCAGUGCCCCGGCCGAGCGGUCAACGGCCCUUCCCCCACGGUGCCGCCACCGUGAAGCUGCACGGCAGGUGGAAGUGCCACAAUUACACCGUGGAGGUGACGAGCGCCAUGGGCGGCCGCGCUCUCACGGUGGACGCGAAGCGGAACCUGAGGCUCUGGCGCCUGGAGGACAUGUCCCUGGUCUACAGCCACAGGCUCUGCAGUCACGUGUGCCACGCGCCCUUCGUGCGGCAGCCCCUGCGGUCGCAGGAGCUGGCGGUGCACGAGUCCGAGAAGAGGGCCAGCCUCGUGCUGUCGGGCCUGGCCUGCGGGAAGGCGAACGGCCACCUGGAGCUCGUCUCGGAGAGCGACGACGGCCCAGUGGUCCUCCAUUCCUCGGCAUCGCACUCCGAUGGGACGAUCGCGGUGGACUACCUGUGGCCGUCGAACAUCUUCGUCUCUGCUGGCAAGGACGACUCCAUCAAGAUCUGGUCCAGGGGCCUCGGGCUGCUGAGGGAGAUCCUCUUUCCCCAGGCCCUCACCGCCGUCGCGUUCCGGCGGCACCACUGCCUGGACCAGCAGCGGGGCCACGGCGACGUGCUCGUGGGCUUCGCCGCGCACGUCGAACAGAUACCGUUCGAGGUGUGGUCCCGUGGCAUCGUCAAGGCGCCGCUGGGGCCCCGAGACAAGGGCGCCCGGGCGGUGACCACGACCGCCCAGGACCUUCCGGCGGCGCCCGGCGCCGAGCACGCUGGCGAGGAGGAGGCCGUGGACAUGCCAGAAGAGCGUCGCCGCUCGGCGCUGCGCCAGCCGAGCGUGCCCCAGGCGCAGGAGAGCGAGCCGUCGUCCGCAGAGGAGGCGCCCCAGGAGGCGGCCGAGGCCCGCCGGCGCCGGGCGUAUUUCGCCGACUUCCGCGGCGACCCGGCCCUGCCGCACCUCGGCGCCCUCGUCGGCCAGAGCGCCGUCGCGAAGGCUCCGGUGGGAGGAGUUGCCCAGGGGCCCCGGGUGGAGGCCAAGGGGGUGCGGCACGCCGCAGUGGACGCGCCCGACCCCGGGGACUUCCAGGCCGUCACGAGGCGCGACGUGGGCUACUUCGACAAGGCCGUCGUCCCGAGCCCGGUGGUGGACGCCCGCAGGGCCGAGGCCAUCCGCGGCGCGGCAGACGAGCGGGGCGUCGCGCUCGUCACCUCUGUGGGCUCGCGCUACCUCAACGUGCCGCCGCCGCCCGAGGCUCCCGCGGCCGCGCGGGCCCGCGCGCCCGGCGCGCAGGAGCCCGCCGCGGGGCGCCCGCCCGUGCGCGACGAGCCUCGCGCAGACCCGCCGGCGCCCGGCCUGGUCGAGGAGGAGAUGCUCAGCCUGGGCCUGCUGGCCAUCGGCCCGGGCCAGCGCAGCCUCGCGGGCAGGGCGGCGGACCUGGGGCAGGAGUUCGAGAAGCUGCCGCUGCUGCCCGACUCGGACUCGGCCCCGCUGGGCCGCCCGGCUCUGCGGCGGGGCUCCACGCACCGCCUCUCCACCCUGCUGAGCGGCCUGGGCGCCGCCGGAGCCGCCAAGGCUCGGGCGAACCCGGGGGCGCUGCUGCUCUUCGGCCCGCAGGCGGGAGCGCCGCGGCCGCAGGCUGGCGAGGGCCGCCGGCGGAGCGCGGCCAAGCCCGACGCGCCCCCGCGCGCUCCGCCGCAGGGGCGGGCCGCCGCGGCGGCCCCAGGGCCCCCGCAGGCCGACGGCGCGGGCCGUAGGGCCAGCAACGCCAGCAGCGCGGGCCCAGGCAUGCCAUCGCCCGGCCCGCCGUCCCCGGGCGAGUCCACCGGCGAGGACACCGCCGAGGAGGAGAUGCGCAGCAGGCGGGCCGCGAGGGGCCUGCGGGGGGGCGGCGGGCGCGCGCGGGCGCCCAAGGCGCAGCACGUCGCCAACACGCCGGGCGACACCGCGCGCCUGCUGGAGGCGCGCGGCGCCGUGGAGGAGGCCCCGGAGGUCUCGGAGGAGAACUUCCUGAAGAGGAUGGUGGUUCAGAGGACCGAGUGGCUCUACCUGCCCGCGGGCCACGAGGCCCUGGAGCGGCAGAAGGCAGAGAGCCGCAGGCUGCAGCGGCGCCAGGGCUGCAGCGACGUAGAGCCUCAGGCGUGUUGGAGCCCUGCCGGGCGGAUGGUCAUGCAUGGCCACCUGGCCCCCACCAGCGCGUUGCCGGAUGGCAUUGUGCCGCAAGUGCCCGUGCAGCAGACGCGCCGGGCGCCCAUGACGCGCGGGGAGGUCACCGAGCAGCGCCUCAUCGAGUCUGCCAGGGCCGGGCCGCCGCUCUCGCAAGGAGCGCGCGUCGAGUCCUCUCGGCAUGAGCUGAUCCGACUGGGCAGGCUCGAGCUGGAGCACCGUGCGCCGCACUCUGCGCGCGCCUACACGGGCGCCGCGGAGUGGCUGCAGCGCGACCGCAGGAAAAGCACAGCCCGCGAGCUGGCUGCUGCUAAAGCAGGAUCAGCCGCCCUCGCCGCGAAGCUGGCUGCCGAGGCGCAGCGUGACAACAAGUGUGGUUCUGUGCAUGGCACUAGCGUCCGACUGAGUUUCAUGACGCUGGCUGGCUGGGCAGGCGGCGGUGCAUUGGGCGAGGGGGCGCCGGGCGCCGAGCCGCGGCAGCGCUCCACCAGGCCCGGGCGCGCCCCUCCGGGCGGUCCCGGCUCGCGUGCCCUGGCGCCCGCGGACCUCCUGGCGCACCUCCAGAACGUCUGGACCCGCGCCGGGCAACCCGACAUCUGGCGCAAAUUCAUCACCGCAGCCUUCCUGCCAGGCUCCCUCUCCCCUCACCUCGACCCCAGGAUCAACCGACCCGAGUUUGUCGGCGCUGUCGUGGACGGUUGGGAGUCGCUCCGGCUGAACGACUGGAUGACUCUCACGCUCUCGCAGCAGCGCGAGCUCGCCAAGCAGCUUGUCCAAGCACAGCCUGGGGACGGCCGCCGGGACGCCCUGUGGGGCGCACUCGUCGUUAGAAAGGAAGCGGGCGAGCACAGGGACGCGAAUAUGGGGGGGGCACUUGUCAGCUCGGAGGUGGACAUCCAGCUCGGCUUCUCGCGGCUGCUGGGCGCGGCGGAGGGCAUCGAAGCCGCCCAGCCGGGCGCCGCGGAGCACCUCGUGGCGCUGCUCGCGGGCGCGGUGGAGCGGGAGCUGCUCCCCGCCGAGUUCCUCAAGAGCGCACGCCGGCUCCGCUUCGGCGGUGAGCGCGGCGUCCAGGCGCCCGUGCCGGACGAGGUCCUGGAGUGCGGGCUCCUGGGCCUCGACGAGGCCGACCUGGGCCGCUGCUGCCCCGCGUGCGGCCGGUGGCGGCGCGCGGCCGAGGCGGACGCGCUGUGGCAGCCGCUGCUGCGGCGGAACUUCGCCGGGCGGCCGUACCGCACGCUGCUCACGGCCGAGGGUGUGGUCGCCUGGCUGGCGCGGGCGGACCGCGAGCGGGCGGCCGAGGAGGUCCUGGGCAGCCGGGGGCACCUGCGCGAGCUGCAGCGGUCACCGCGCCUGAAGGACCUGCUGCGGUACCUGCGCCACCGGCACAACGGGGUGGAGGUGGAGCUGCUCAGCGCGAAGCCCGCCCAGCCAUGGUUCAACGUUGGGCUCGUCAACGCGAGGCUGACGCUGGAGAUCGUCAACUUCUGGCCCCACUGCUCUACCCCUCUGCGAGAGAGGUGCCCCUCGAGGAGCCCGACGAGGGCGCCGCCCGCGGCGGCGACGUGGUGCUGGGCGGCUCGGCCCGGGUGCGCUGCUGGGAGGGCGCGGCGCUGCCGCGCGGGCGGCUGGGACCGGGCUGGGUCUUCCUCCUGGACUGCGGCGCCGCCGGCGAGCUCUUCCGGGUCCCGCGGCUGUCCAGCCUGGAGGUGGGCGCGCACCGUGCCGCGGGCCACGCCGAGGGCGGCGUCCUGCGCCUCGAGUUCGCCAUGGGCCGAUGGCCACAGGACGCGGGCGUGCCGCUGGCCGAGAGCUGCGCCGACGCCUUCCUGGACUCCACCCUGGGCGACGCCGCCUACUCGAUCGAGGACGGGGCGGCACCGGAGGGUCUCGACGCCGAGUGGCUCGAGGGCCGACCGCUACCCGGCGGCCUUUGCGUCCUUGGCCCUGCGCUGUACCGCACCGUCGUGGACCUGGACGUGG